CAAAAGCAUUAUUAUUCUUUCUAAAACUCAAAUAUGGCUAAUAAGUCUCUCUUUCUGUCCCUCCUAAUCCUAGCAAUAUCUCCUUUAUGCUUCUCGGAGAAAUCCCAAGGUGGAAAUCUCUACCCACAAUUCUAUGACCAUUCUUGUCCAAAACUUGAAGAUAUUGUUUGGUCUGUUCUUGCCAAAGUGGUUGCCAAAGAACCAAGAAUGGCUGCCUCCUUGCUUAGGCUCCAUUUCCAUGAUUGUUUUGUCAAGGGUUGUGAUGGUGGGGUUCUACUAGACAGCAGUGGUUCUAUAGUAAGCGAGAAGAGGUCGAACCCAAACAGGAAUUCGGCUCGAGGGUUCGAGGUCAUUGAUGAGAUCAAGGCUGCAGUGGAGAAAGCAUGCCCUGAGACUGUGUCUUGUGCUGAUAUCUUGGCUUUAACUGCUAGAGACUCUACUCUUCUUGUUGGAGGACCAAACUGGGAGGUACCACUAGGGAGAAGGGACUCUCUAGAUGCUAGUUUGAGUGGCUCAAACUACAACAUUCCUGCUCCUAACAACACAUUUCAAACCAUUCUUACCAAAUUCAAGCUUAAGGGGCUUGAUCUAGUUGACCUUGUCGCGCUUUCUGGGAGUCACACAAUAGGGGAUGCAAGGUGCACAAGCUUCAGGCAAAGGCUAUACAACCAGAGCGGAAACGGACAACCCGACAAAACCCUAAACCCGGCCAUGGCAGCUGUGUUGCGCAACCGUUGCCCACGGUCUGGUGGUGACCAGAACUUGUUUAACUUAGACCAUGUUACCCCUUUCAAGUUUGACAACAGUUACUACAAGAACUUGCUGGCUAACAAGGGCCUUUUGAGUUCUGAUGAAAUUCUGGUGUCCCAAAAUGCAGAUUCUAUGAAACUAGUGAAACAAUAUGCAGAGAACAAUCAUCUUUUCUUCCAACAUUUUACACAAUCCAUGGUUAAGAUGGGAAACAUUGCUCCAUUGACUGGUUCAAGGGGUGAAAUCAGAAGAGUUUGCAGAAGAGUUAAUCACUGAAGUUUGGCAUAAAUUAUUUUAAAUGUUGUGUAUGAGUUCUUCUAUCUUUUUGGGUAAAAGUAUCUAUAUUUAUGUUGAUUAAUGUGUUUGUGUGAUAGGAGUAUGUAUGUUUUUGUGACUAGUGAGAGAAUUAUUUGUGCAUCUUCUCUAUCAAUAAACAUUGUUCGUUAAUGA
Molecule: messenger RNA, 1200 nt
Organism: Spinacia oleracea (spinach)
Lineage: Eukaryota; Viridiplantae; Streptophyta; Magnoliopsida; Caryophyllales; Amaranthaceae
Product: peroxidase 72
Exons: 4
Coding region: 34-1026 (330 amino acids)
Biological process (GO): response to oxidative stress; hydrogen peroxide catabolic process
Molecular function (GO): heme binding; peroxidase activity
Source: RefSeq, a predicted model, not a curated record